Messenger RNA from Daucus carota subsp. sativus, 2483 nucleotides. Its product is annotated as F-box protein SKIP17. Lineage: Eukaryota; Viridiplantae; Streptophyta; Magnoliopsida; Apiales; Apiaceae. Gene Ontology annotation, molecular function: protein binding. Gene Ontology annotation, biological process: SCF-dependent proteasomal ubiquitin-dependent protein catabolic process. Gene Ontology annotation, cellular component: SCF ubiquitin ligase complex. The coding region runs from base 397 to 1989 and encodes 530 amino acids. The record is from RefSeq and is a predicted model, not a curated record. The transcript is spliced from 13 exons.
AGCAAAGCUUGGGUUCUCUUGGUAGUGUAAAAUGUUUUAGGACCAAUACACAGAAUACAGACAGAGAUGUGGAGACGAGUCCACGAGGCGAGACGAGUCCACGAGGCGAGACACUCCGAGACGAGGCGGGCGUGCGUGCCGAUACGUCCGAACCGAGACGAGACGUGCGCGUUUUCUCAAACCCAGACUCGUGAUCGUCUCGUAUAGAUUAACGAGACGUGGCGAGUUAUAACUCGUCUCGCGGCGUACCAGUAUUCAACGAGUUAAAAAGCGAGUCGAGACGAGUCGAGCCGUUCAAACUCGUUCGUUUGGCCACCUCUAUCUACAACUACAUUUAUUAAAUUACUCUCACACACCUCCCCCGCCCGGGCCCCACCUCCCUUCCCUCCACUCAAAAUGGAUACCCUCCUCUUCCACCACCACACCAACCGCCCCUGCUCCGCCGCAUCCAAGCGCCCCUUCUCCGCCACCGCCUCCCCCCCGCCGGAUCCCAUGGCCUCGGAUCCGACCCGUUUAGAUUCUCUCCUCGAAUCUUUCUUGUCUCUCUCUGAUAAGACUACUACUUGUUUACUUGAUCGUGCUUUUGAUAAUUUGAUCGAAUCUUGUGAGUGUGAUCACAGUGUUAUGAUUGAGCGGGCUCUGCGGUUAGGCUCCGUGUUGCUUGAAGCUGGGAAGCGAUCUGCUCGGAAGCGUGAUUAUCUCCACAACGCCGUCGUUUGGCCCCUACCUCCUGAUCUUACUAUUAAGGUAUUCUCGAUGCUGGACACUCAAAGUGUAUGUUUUGCAGCGGCGGCUUGUUCCUUUUUCCACAAGUGUGCCUCGGAUCCACUGUGCUAUGCCAGUAUUGACUUGAUGACAGUAAUCCCGAAAGUCAAUAAUCUGGUAGUGUCCACAAUGAUCCAACGAGCUGGAAAAGCGCUGCGGUCUAUAAAGCUUGGUUUGAUGCCUGGUACAACUGCAUUUUUUGGUUCUUCUCAGCCGUGUAUCUAUGGUAUGAGGAAUUCUACCGACGUAUCUGGUUUCUCAUGGAAUGAUAAAAGAUCAAGACAAGGGAAGGAAUCGUGUAUUCUUUCACGGUCGUGCCUAAGUUCCUUAAGCUCAGACAAUGGCGCUCCAGGGGCUCUGUUAAGAAGGUUGCAUCUUAAUAAUAUUGAACGAGUGGAUAAUACAGCACUUUCUGCAGCAUUAUCAGUCUGUCCAUCUCUCCUCGAUCUGGAAAUUGUUGGCCUUCAUGUCGAAUUGAGGCAAACAUUGGAGUCAGUUAGCAAAUAUUGCCAUCUGAUAGAACGUCUGUUUUUUGAAUCUUCCAAGACAGGUAGAGAUGACAGUUUGAAAUUGAACCCAACCUGCAGUGAUUUUGUGCAAAAUUGCCCUAACCUCAACUGUUUAGCACUCCGUGGGUUCAAGCUGCAAGACUUUAAAGUAUUGGCACUUAUCAAGGGUUUCCGUAAGCUGAAACACCUUGACUUCUCCACAUCCUACUCAAUAUCGGGUGCUUUUUUGAAGAAGCUUAUCGGGGGUGCAGGUGGGAACCUGCUGGAAGUUCUAAUUCUACGGGAUUGUAUGCAUCUCAGAAAGGCAGAAGUUGAGAGGUUUAUUUCUGCAAUUAUUGCAGGAGAAUUCAAGUUUCUUAGACAUCUUGAUGUGUCCAACCGGGAAGGUCUAGCAUCCGAAGAAGACUGGUGCAGCAGGUGUUACGACCCAAGCUUCAUACCUGCAAAGCAAUUAUAUGGAGAAAGGCCUAACUUCUGCCUACAGGCCGAGUUUCCAGUUGAAGGAAGUUUUAUUGAAUUUGGACAAAUGAUUGGCAGUGAUGAUGUGAAUGUACCAUCACAGCUGAGCUGUCAUAUGUCUGAUGGAUCAUGCUUCGUGAAUGCAUCUGAUAGCUGUUACAAUAGUGACCUGGGAAGUGGCAAUGAAGAUAGCCAUGACACCAGUUUCAUUAUAUAUGAGGAGAGUUCAGAUGAGGCAGAUUUUCUGUCAGUCUAAGUCUCUGAGGUCCUCACUCCACUAUCCUGCGCUGGAGGAUUGCUGUCUUCAUCCUGAUCGCAAGGAGCUCAUGAAAGUCUGACAGCCACUUGAUGAAUAAAGUCUAGUUAUGGGCCUCCAUGCUUUUCUUGGAUUGUGGGAUGAUAUAUGUCUCCAAUCUGUUUUCUAUCCCAUAUAGAUCAAAUUUUAAAAUUAUAAGUGGAGGCGAUUUCUGUUAAGUAUUUUCUGAGCACAAAAGGACGGCAGUUGCUGCAUAUAUAUCCAGUUUUUUAUAAGCAGUUAGAUUAUACAUUUGCCUGUUCAAUUUGUUACGAACAAGCACUGUAUAAGUCUGUUUUCCUAGUGAUUCAUCAGCAUCUCUCCUUCCUGAUGCUUUUGGGUUCGGAGUUGUUGGUUUAGGGAGAAAAAGAGAAUGUCUAGUUUUGGCUCGAGCUUAUAAAUUUAGAAUCAUGUAUCAUUACAUUCCAAUUUGAGUAUUGAUUCUUGCUUUGCAA